Messenger RNA from Boleophthalmus pectinirostris (great blue-spotted mudskipper), 1906 nucleotides. Its product is annotated as macrophage mannose receptor 1-like. The transcript has 5 exons. NCBI's taxonomy places the organism in Eukaryota, Metazoa, Chordata, Actinopteri, Gobiiformes, Gobiidae. The coding region runs from base 186 to 1124 and encodes 312 amino acids. The record is from RefSeq and is a predicted model, not a curated record.
UACACAGUGAGUUAGAUUUAUAUCAGAGCAGGCUGUAUAUUUGUGUUCGCGCCUCACCGGGAUCCUCACUCAGACGAGCCCUCGCUCCACGGCGCUACGAUUAGUUAGAUUUAUUAUUUUGACUGGUUUAGUUCAAAAGUGUGUCAUUUUGAUCAUUUUCUAGUUUGGACUGGACACGUUGAAGUAUGGACACAGGAAGUUUGUUCAUCUUAAGCGUCCUCAUUUGUUUUGUCCACCCUGAACGAAAGUUUGUUUUUGUAAACAAAUAUCUGAACUGGACCUCAGCUCAGACCUACUGCAGAGAGAGCUUCACUGACCUGGUGACUGUCCAAGAUGAGCAGGAGAAUCAGAAGCUGAUGGAACUGGCAGAGGACCUGAAUGAGUGCGUUUGGAUCGGCCUCCGUCAUACCUUACAUAACUGGAAGUGGAGCAAGGGAGUCCCCAGUCGCUCUUAUGAUCAGAAUGAUGACAUCUGGGCUGAUGGUCAACCUGACAAUGAUGGUGGAGGCGAGCACUGUGCUGGGAUUUCUGUCACGUCGUUAAAAGGAUUUAAUGAUAAAGAAUGCACCACAGCCUUGCCUUUCAUAUGUUUUGAUGACAAAGCUGUUCUGAAAUACAUUAUAGUUGAGGAGCUCGAAACAUGGGACGAUGCUCAGAUCUACUGCAGGACGACGCACGAUGACCUCGCCACUGUGACCAAGGAAACACUUUUGCUCCUCGUGUCCCAGCUGAUGCUGACAGGUCAAAGGGAGGCUUGGAUUGGGCUGUACAGGGAUCCCUGGAGCAGCUGGUCUGACAGCACCAGCACCAGCUUUAACAAGUGGGAAACAGAUCCUACUAUUCAUCCCACAGAUGACUCCUGUGGUUGUCUGAAGGCUGACACAGGCCUGUGGCAAGACAUCAGCUGUGAUACUGGCAACCAGUUUUUUUGCUAUCAAGAUCUGAGGCAGACUGUCCUGAAAGUGAAGCUUCAGUCUGCAGUGGACCUGAACAACAUGGAAAUGCAGCAGCAGAUUUUAGAGCAGAUCCAGGACAGACUUGAAGCAGUGGGAGUGACAAACAUCACAGUGAAGUGGAGAGCUACAGCACAGAACUCAAACCCAGAGGAGCUUGUCACAAACUGAACUGUGCACAGAAAAUGUGACCCAUAAACACUACAGAUGAACAGUCCAUGUUCUGGUCUGUGACUGUAGAUGUUAAGGAAUUAACCCUUCCAGACCGACGGUGUUGAUAGAAACUUACAAAACAUUUUUUUCCUUGAAGAGCUAAGAGGUGCGGCUUUCCGAGCAGAUUUCCGGCAUUAUCGUCUGUGAGGCUGUGUUAUGACGUAGAAAGUGUCUUAUAGAAACUUUGUUUUCCACCAAACUGCAGCAGCAGAUUGUGAAAUAACAGGUUGUACUGAACAAACUGAUGUAUAACACUUCAUUAGGGGGUAAAAGGGGGAGUUUUAAUAGCAAAAUUAAGAAAAAAAAAAUCCAAGUGAGGAAAAUGUACUAAAAUUGCCCUUAGGUCUGGAAGGGUUAAGUUAAAAUAGUUUUCCAGUUAAUUAAAGCUAGUUUAGUCCUCAUGCAGACUUGGUUUGUAUCAGGUUUGAAAACAUUUAGUGGCUCAUAUGAUACAAGUCUUGAUAUCGAUUUGUUGUACAAUCGAGAAAUAAAAAAAAAAAAAAAAAGAUAGUUUUGUUCCCUUGUGGGUCUGGUCUUGGAAUAAAACACACAUACACACACACACACAACCACUCAAAAUGCUCUCUUCCACCUCGUGAUGUCAUGACACUGUAAUUUUCAAGUAAAAAAAACAGCUCCUUUAGUACAUUACCUUUAGUUCAUGGAGUUUAAAAACACAGUGGAGCACUUCUUGUAUUACCACAUGACAUCACAAGGUGGGACAGAGUGUUUUCUAUGGA